UGGUGCGCGUGCACAGCAGGACAGACAGCAGCGCUUUACUGGACCGACUGGUGCUCACUUCACUUCUAUUUAUCUUCGUUCUUCUUUAUUUUUCUUAUUUUAUUGAAAACAUCAUUUUGUGACGCUGAAUGAUGCUCGUGAACACAGAGUAAGAAAAGAAGCAGAGCUGCGCUGAAGAACAAAUUAACCGACUGAUCAUCUCAAACAUCAUGGAGUUCUCACCGGCUCAUCCGGCGGUGAAGGCCUUCAUGUGUGGCUCUCUGAGCGGGAUGUGCUCCACACUGCUCUUCCAGCCUCUGGACCUGGUGAAGACCCGUCUGCAGACGCUACAGAGCGGCGUCCAGCCCGGGUCGGGUCGUGUCGGCAUGCUCGCCGUGUUUGUGAGUGUCCUGCGCACAGAGAAGCUCCUGGGACUGUGGAGAGGCGUUUCUCCUUCGUUUGUGCGCUGUAUUCCAGGCGUCGGCAUCUACUUCAGCACAUAUUUCACUCUUAAGCAGCGUUUUUUCGGCGACGGGGCCCCGGGGCCUUUACAGGCCGCACUGCUGGGGGCCGGAGCCAGAUGUGUGGCAGGCGUCUGCAUGCUGCCCGUCACCGUCAUCAAAACACGAUUUGAGAGCGGCCGCUAUAAGUACAGCAGUGUGUUUGGAGCGCUGCAGUGUGUGUGUCGGACCGAGGGAGCGAAGACUUUGUUCUCGGGUCUGACUGCCACGCUGCUCCGAGACGCACCGUUCUCUGGGAUAUACGUCAUGAUCUACAGCCAGGCCAAAUACACACUGCCACGAGAGAUCAGUCAGUCGUCUUACGCUCCGCUAGCAAACUUCAGCUGUGGGGUCCUGGCCGGCGUCCUGGCCUCCGUUGUGACCCAGCCAGCAGAUGUGGUGAAAACUCACAUUCAAGUGAGUCCAGACGUCUUCAGCAGGACAUCAGACGUGGUGCAGUUCAUUUACAAGGAGCACGGUUUGGUGGGGUUCUUCCGCGGCGCGGUUCCUCGCUCGCUCAGGAGGACCAUGAUAGCGGCGAUGGCGUGGACGGUGUACGAGCAGCUGAUGGCUCAGAUGGGCCUCAGAUCCUGAGACCGCCCGAAACCACAGAUCUUCACAUGGGACGUCCGGCGUUUCAGUGUGGGACGGAUCACAAAAUCUGAACGCUGUUUGCUGAACUGACUGUGAUCCACGUUUGAGUUUCAAUGAAAACACGUGUCAACUUUAAAAUGCACUUUAAUAUGUCCGCUCGGCUUCUCUUGUCUGUUUAUGAGUAAAUAAUGCUUAGUAUUUAUGAAUGUGCACUUAAUGAGAGGCUUUAAGACAGUCAUAUGUUUGCUUUUAUAGUCUUUUUCCUAUUUACAUCUAUUUGUUUUAGCAGACAGAAGUGCUAACCUCGUCUAGAAUAAUACAAUUGUCAUGUUGAAAUUUAAAUAUGGUUAUGACUGACAGGGUAACUUUAUAUGUUGUGCAGCCAAAUAAAACACAGGAGAAACAGCCAGUGUUUUCUGAUCUAAUUGAGGGUCAUCAGCCCAAGUGAAGACUGUCUGAAUGAAGGGAGCAGAUAAGAGCGAUGACCUCCAGCCUCUUACGCAAAACCCUCUCAGAGAGUCAGAGGAGGGUACACAAACUAUUACAUGUGACAUGCUGAAAUCUGUAGAGCUUUACAUGUGUUUGUUUGACAUGUUCAGAAGCCGAUUGCAACAGAGAAACGCUUUAAUAAAUAUUCAGCAAAACUA
Molecule: messenger RNA, 1720 nt
Organism: Carassius carassius (crucian carp)
Lineage: Eukaryota; Metazoa; Chordata; Actinopteri; Cypriniformes; Cyprinidae
Gene: slc25a38a
Product: solute carrier family 25 member 38a
Exons: 8
Coding region: 210-1073 (287 amino acids)
Biological process (GO): glycine import into mitochondrion
Cellular component (GO): mitochondrion; mitochondrial inner membrane
Molecular function (GO): glycine transmembrane transporter activity
Source: RefSeq, a predicted model, not a curated record